AUGGUAAAAACAAGAAAACAAAAAAGACCAAUAACUGAAGAAAUUAAUGAAAUCAAAGAAACAAAUCAAGAGGACGUGGAAAAGGAAGUCGUGGGAGAGGGAAUAGCGGAACAGGGAAUCGCGGAACAGGGAAUCGCGGAAGAGGGAAUCGCGAAACAGGGAAUCGCGAAACAGGGAAUCGCGGAAGAGGGAGCCGUGGAAGAGGGACAAACAAGUGUCGAACCUUCUACUCAAAAUAUUGAACCCAAUGACUCUUAUUCAAAUUAUGAAAAAGAAAUUGAAUCAGUUAACG
Racocetra fulgida is the source of this 292-nucleotide messenger RNA. The record is from the annotation of a GenBank genome assembly. Lineage: Eukaryota; Fungi; Glomeromycota; Glomeromycetes; Diversisporales; Gigasporaceae.